This is a messenger RNA of Heterostelium album PN500, 258 nucleotides long. RefSeq lists its product as uncharacterized. The coding region runs from base 1 to 258 and encodes 85 amino acids. The transcript has a single exon. The record is from RefSeq and is a predicted model, not a curated record. Lineage: Eukaryota; Evosea; Eumycetozoa; Acytosteliales; Acytosteliaceae.
AUGUCAACUAAUAUUAGAGGAAGUAAAGGUGGUGUUCCUACUACUUCUACAUCUGGUAGUGGUGUUUCGACAAAUACAACUGCAGCCAAUACGAAUGCCAGUGUUAUUACAAGUAGUACUACUGCUACUACAACUCAUCAUAUAAGCAUAAGAGGUACAACCACCCCCAACAAGACAAAGAGUCUAAGAGAGAGUGCAAGCAACAUUAAUACGAGUACAGAUAAAAUUGAUAAUCAACAACAACAGCAACAGCAAUAA